UCAACACACGAAGCGAACGAUCUUUCCGAAUUUCACAUGUAAUUUAUUAUUCUCCUUAAUUUAAUCUUUAAAAUGAAAUCGAUUGAAGAACUGGAACAAGAAGUUAAGAAAGUAGACAAAGAAUUAGUAAAAAUAGAAGCUGAACUAGCAAAAUUAAAGAAAUUACAACGAGAACUUCAGGAGAAGAAAACGUCAUUGAAAAAUUCUAUAAACAAACAAAAAUCGGACACUUUAGCCAGUGUUGAUUGGUCUGGUAACCACUACGAGUGGUCUGAAGAAGUGAAAAAGGUUUUGAAGGAUGUGUUCAAAAUAGAGUCAUUCAGGCCGAAACAGCUUAGUGCGAUUAAUUCUACCUUAUCCGGGCAGCAUGCGAUCGUAGUCAUGCCGACUGGUGCGGGGAAGAGCCUUUGCUAUCAACUACCUGCACUCGUGAAACCCGGUCUUACUGUUGUAAUUUCACCUCUAGUAUCACUUAUGGAAGACCAGGUCAGGUCACUAACUCUAAGGAAUAUCCCAGCAAAACUAAUAACUAGCACAAGUCCUAAAGACGAGAGUACCGCUGCGUUAAAUAUAUUAAAGGACAAAAAUUCUGAAGUUAAGCUAUUGUAUGUAACCCCUGAAAGAUUAGCAAAGAGUAAAAGAUUCAUGUCUAAUUUGCAGAAAUGUUAUGUUGAUGGUAGACUGCAAAGAAUUGCUAUAGAUGAAGUGCACUGCUGUUCCCAAUGGGGUCAUGAUUUCAGGCCUGACUAUAAAUUUCUUGGUAUACUGGCCAACAUGUUUCCAAAGACUCCUAUUUUGGGAUUGACUGCAACAGCCACAGCACAUGUUCUGACUGAUGUACAGAAAAUCCUUAACAUUUCUGGUUGCCUAGUGAUCAAAUCCACAUUUAACAGACCUAAUUUAUUUUACAAAAUAUUAGAAAAGCCUUCAUCACAAGAAGAAUGUUUGAAUAUUCUUGAAAAGCUGUUAAAGUACAGAUACAAGGGUGAAAGUGGAAUAAUUUAUACACAUAGCAUCAAGGACUCUGAAGAUCUAACUGAUGGGUUGCAUAAAAGAGGAUUGAGAGUUGGAUGUUACCAUGCAAAUAUGGAGGCAGCGGCACGGUCUAAAGUCCAUAUGAAAUGGCAUGAUAAAAGUUACCAAGCCAUUGUUGCUACAGUAGCUUUUGGCAUGGGGAUUGACAAACCUGAUGUGAGAUUUGUCAUCCAUCACACAAUAAGCAAAUCUAUGGAAAAUUAUUAUCAGGAAAGUGGCAGAGCUGGCCGGGAUGGGCAGAGAGCUGAAUGUGUAACUUUGUACCGAAUGCAAGAUGUUUUCAAAGUUAGCACCAUGGUUUUUUCAUCUGUUGGAAACUUAGAACAUUUAUAUGGAAUGGUGAAAUAUUGCCUGAAUGGAAGUUUAUGCAGAAGGCAGUUAAUAGCUGAACAUUUCGAUGAAGAUUGGGGUGACACAGAUUGUAAUAAAAUGUGUGAUAUUUGCUGCAAACUUAUGAACAAUGUCAAAGAAGUUAAUCUGCAAACUCAUUGCAGAACACUUGCAAGUAUCAUAGAAAAUGCUGAAAAACAAGAUACAAAGCUGACUGCACAAAAGUUGCUUGAUGCAUGGUACCUCAAAGGCCCUGUCAAUAUGAGACACAAGGGCAAAGAGCCUGAAUUCCCUAGGGCCUUAGGAGAAGAUGCAAUAACUUAUUUAUUAAUAGAAAAUUAUCUAGUUGAAGAUUUUCAUUUCACUGCAUAUUCAACUAUCAGCUACAUAAAGAAAGGACCAAACAUGGGUUUAACACAGGAUCCUGCUUUUGUUUUGAAAAUGCCUGUAAGGAAAUAUACAUCAUUUGAAAUAGAAGCACCAGCACCUCAAGAUUAUGAACCAGUUAAUCAAAACCAGGAAGAAAAUGUAGAAAAGAAAAGUAAAACAACUAAAAGAAAAUUAGAUUCAAGUAAUGGGUCAAAAUAUAAAAAAAUUAAGACCAUAGUUUUAGAUGAUGAUGAUUAAACAAAUAUUAUACUGA
Messenger RNA from Pectinophora gossypiella (pink bollworm), 2008 nucleotides. Its product is annotated as ATP-dependent DNA helicase Q1-like. Gene Ontology annotation, cellular component: cytoplasm; chromosome. The coding region runs from base 73 to 1992 and encodes 639 amino acids. The record is from RefSeq and is a predicted model, not a curated record. NCBI's taxonomy places the organism in Eukaryota, Metazoa, Arthropoda, Insecta, Lepidoptera, Gelechiidae. Gene Ontology annotation, biological process: double-strand break repair via homologous recombination. Gene Ontology annotation, molecular function: 3'-5' DNA helicase activity; four-way junction helicase activity; nucleic acid binding. The transcript has a single exon.